Molecule: messenger RNA, 2684 nt
Organism: Peromyscus maniculatus bairdii (prairie deer mouse)
Lineage: Eukaryota; Metazoa; Chordata; Mammalia; Rodentia; Cricetidae
Source: RefSeq, a predicted model, not a curated record
UUACCGUCAGGACAUUUUAAACCGGAGGCAAGCUCCAGUGUCGCCCGCACAAACGUAAUCAGCCUAUACCUCCGAAUUUUCGAGUUUAACACAUCUCUUGAGAUCAGAGUGAAAUGAAGUUUCAGUCCCUUUGAGAUCUCUGAGCGCACAACGCCUGACUGCUAUCAUUCCAAGGCGCUCAAGAAUGCGAACCUAGCUUAGGGAAAAACUAUUUGGUGCGGAAAUUCGUGUCUUUUCCGCCCACCAUCGGGGGCCGCGCCGGCCGGGUCCCGAGCGAUGCCCUGGCGUGGAGUUUGGGGGCGCAACGGGGCCCGGCGGGGGCGGCGAGCGCGCGUUCCCCCGCCCGCUCGGGCGGCGUCGAGGCGCGAGCAGGCUCAGCCAGCCUUGCAGAGGGAGCUCUCGGCAGUUCAGGGGUCCCUCUCUCUGCUCGCAGCCACAGCAGCGCCGCCUGCGCCACUCGGCGGUGACGGAGACCAGCCGCGGCGAGGAGCGGACUCGGAGAAACGACAGAGCAGCAGCCCAGCUGCUGGAGGAGCACUCAGGGCGGCCGGCUUUGGAUACAUGAGAAAGAAGAGUGAGAGACAAGAAGAAAAGCAUGCACCUGUCAAUUUCCUCUGUGCAGAGUUCUGAAGAUGGUGAGCAAGACAUGGCUGUGACCUGGGUGGUCUUAAAUGAUGAGACCCAUCAGCAUGUUAUAGGCCUUGGAAGCCCAUUUCCACUUGCCCCCUCUAGGCACACACCUUCCUUGCCCUGAUAGCUGUGACUCUUGAUAAUAUCACCCAUCUCCCCCCAACCUGGGGCAGCAGGCUCCCAACUGUCCUGAAUCUGAGCCGGAAGAACAAAUGUCUCCCCCGCCUGCAGGAGGCAGGGUAGGAAGUAAGAGUUCUGAGGCAGCUGUGCCCUGCGUACGCCUCCCACCAUCCGACAGACCAAGAUCUGCUGUUGGGCUAAGAGACCCGCCAGCCUGACCUCACGUUGCGAAUUGAGAGGUCAAGUGGUUGUCCUGUGCUUGAUCCAUGCUGCUUCGAGCCCAGAAGACUUGAGGGGCAAAGGGCUGAGGGGCCUUCCCUGGCCUUGAGUUUUCAUUUAGCUGUGCCCCCUGUGCCCUGACUCUAGUUCCUAUCCAUCCUGUCCUCACCCUGUCUCAGCUAGGACAGAAGCCUAGGACCCUCCUUGUAGAAGACAGAGGGGUCUUGUUCCUUCUGUUUUGGAGGACGGGGAUAUUCAGUGACGGUCAGAAUUGAAUGAUGACAUGCUCCCAUCCUGUAUUCCUUGCCAGGCACUGUCCUGUGGUUUGUGCUGUGAGGUGGCGGUCACCAUCUUCACUUUCCUAAGGCCUGCUCAGCCAAGGUUUGACUCCACUGUUCCCCCCCACUCUGAACAGUCCUGCCCUACCAGUGGGCCUUUUCUGUGGCUUCAGGCCUGCAGAUUCUGCUGGUGGUUCUGGGACUUGCCUCCAAACUAUGACCAGCGAUAGGCAGUGGUGUGGUCUGUCACCUGAUUGUUUUGUCUACUCCAUUUUACCCCAGCUGACCAACCAAAAAGCUAACUGCCCUCCAUCCUGCCCGGCCAUGCCAGUGUGUGAGGGCUGUCUGCCCGCCCUCCCCGCUCCCCCCUGCCCCCACCAGACUAUAGUGAACUGCCAGCAUCCACUCACAGGUGUUUCCUGUUGCCGUUUCUUUUGUUCAGCCUGACCUCCCCAGCAGGUGGUGAUGGCCCAGCCAAAAACCUCUUCAUAGGCAGUUCUGAAACACUGGGGUAAAGCUCCCCAGGGAUCUGGGUCACCCCCACCACAUCUAGGCAAACUGUUGACACCUAAUUGGCUCUUCUUGAGUGCUCCCCAUCUCCCCACGACAGCUUUGUGCACACAGUGUCUGUCACACUAGUGUGCUCUAUCACCACAGGUAUUGGGAUAGCAGAGUGCGCUCAAGCUGGGGAGACCUUAUGCACGACCAGUCUCUCCAGACAAUGGAAAUUCUGACAGGAGGAUGGAGGGUUCAUUUCUCUAGCCAUGGGUGUGGAAAUCUCUCGGGACCUUCUUAGAAAAGGCCUGCCAUCCCGAAACCCCACCCCACCCUCCAGUCCCUCCCAAAGGUCUCCUAACUUAGGUUAACAACUCCUGUGUUGGAGGCAGGGAAGCCCUCCUGGGGAGCCCUACUUCCUCAACACAGGUCUGCGGGCUGUUGGGGGCCACAGAGUUCACAGGCUUGUUUUUGCAGGGAAGGAGGGGCCUCAGGGAGGGAAGGACCUGGCUGUCUUGGUUCACCGGACAGCCAUCCGGGUCUCCUGUCUCCCAGGCCCCACUCCUCCCCUAAGCGAGGGUUCCCACCUCCCCACACAAGUCGCUUCUUGAGCUCCUCGGUAGGAAGCUGCCUAGUCAGAGGGCCACCGACAGAAGCCUGCCACCUACGGAUGCCGUUCUGCUGCCCCCUGGUGGCCACAGCUCAGGCACCCCGUGCCAGCUUCUUUUGCUUUCUCUUUGCCCGCCAGCCACAGCCUGUCUGGAAUAAGCAUAGUUCGGGCCUUCUCUGGGCCAGCUGCUUAGAUCCACUCGGGCUGGAGUUCCCAGCCUGGCUGCAGGCUCAGCCUGUUCAGCAGCGCUCUCUUCCCUUCUCUGUCUCUUCUCCAAGCACAACCCUGGACUCUGGGCUUCCUUCCACCCGGAUUUCUAGGGCAAAUGCCCA